AACGCUGUGGUAAAAUUCUGCAAUAAUUCUGCAAAUAAAGACAGAGGUAGUGGCUUACCAGCAAGUAACUAGAUAUUUUCCCUUGCUUCAAUAUAUUUAGCUGUCUUAACAACAUUCCGCGACGAAAGGAGGACGCAGAAGACCGCAGUUUCUAAUUCACGUGCUUCACGAAACUUUGUUUAUUAGCUGUAUGGCUGCAAACAGGAUGAAGCUCGAGUUGUCUCGGGUUCUCCAGGGGGGAAGCCGCCUGGGUGUCCUGAAGGGGCUUGGCAGGACGGGGAAGCACUCUCUGGAGGUACCGGGCUGUCUGCUGUACACACACUGCGGCACAGUCCCUCACUUGACCCAGGAUACGCUGCACACCCUGGACAAGCUGCCCUCUGUUACCCAGGUCUCACUGGACGAUAUAGCAGAGCACCAGGAAGUGUUGGAGGCGUUCAAGGAAGGAUUUAAGAAGUUUUCAGGCCUUCGUGACACAGUGUUGUUUUGCUCGCUGCAUGACCCCGCUAUCCUCAGCCCCACCGGUUACACAACCAACAAGACAGUGUCCGUGUGGGGAAGCGGCGGGCGCAUAGAGCUGACAGUGGCCAAGUUCAUGGCCCUGCAGAAGCUCGUGCGGCCCGACUGCUACGUGAGCAUGGCCGACGGCGAGACCUGGCAGGACAACACCUCCCGCAAGAGGGUCCGCAAGUCAGUGGAGCGGACCCUCGCCCACUUGGACGAGUGUCUGCUGGUGCACCAUGCGUCGCAGGAGCUGGAGGGAGCGGCGCUGUUCGGGGCGGUGGAGGGCGGAGACGUCCCGGAGGAGAGGGCGCGCUCGGCCAGGGAGACGGCCAAACGGCCCGUGGCGGGCUUCUGCCUGGACGGCCUCCAGACAGGCCGCCUGGACGGAGCCCUGAGAGGCCAGCUCAUCGGCGCCGUGACCAAGGAGCUACCCGAGGACAAACCCAGGCUUCUGCAGGGUGUGGGUCGGCCCGACGAGGUGCUGGCAUGCGUGGAGGCUGGGGUGGACCUGUUCGAGGGCUUCUUCCCUUUCCAGGUCACGGAGCGAGGUUGUGCCCUCUGCUUCCGCUUUGACACCGCGACGGACCGGGAGAGCGGCGAUGGGAGGCCCCCCUCAGAGACCAUGGCAAAACUGAAUGGAGAUAACGACCCCGAUGUUCCGACCCGCAUGACGCCCUUCGAGAUGGAUCUCAAAGACAAAAGGUACCAAGACGACUUCCGGCCCCUGGUCGAGGGGUGUGGCUGCUACUGCUGCGUGAACCACCAGAGGGCGUACGUGCACCACUUGCUGGCCACCAAUGAGCUGCUGGCGGGGGUGCUGCUGAUCCUACACAACACGGCCCACUAUCUUGCCUUCUUUACGGCCCUGCGAGAAGCCCUGGCCGCCGAUAAAAUGGACCUCCUGAAAAGGCGGGUCCUCGGUCGGACGGAAACAAAUGCGUAAGAUGGGAUAAAAUCAGAUAGAUGAGAUGGAUUGACCCUGGAGGAGAGGUUUGUUGGGACAAUCAGCCCGCCUCUUUUGUCACGGAUCAGCAGAUUGGCUCUGCCUUGCAGAGGCAAUCAAAACGUUUUAUAUUCUUCACCCUCGCUGGGGUCCCAGCCAAAUACAGCAACUUUGUCCACAUGCGUUCCACAGAACCAAAGAAAACCCAUCAACUUCUUUUGCUUUUUUUUCGUGUCUUGAUUUCGUGUGCACAGAUGGUGGCUGUUACGAUCGACUGUCCUUGCCCCUUUUCCGCUGAACGGGACAUUUGAGAAGUCACGUCUUGAAAUAAAAGUUUGUACAGUGGUGCCUUGAUUUAAAAGUUUAAUUUGUUCCGUGACCAUGCUCGUAAUUCAAACACUCGUAUGUUAAAUCAUCUUUCCCCAUUGAAAUGAAUUGAAUUGCCAAUAAUCUGUUCGACCCCCAAAUACCAACACUACAGUACCUCGGAGGGUGAGGGGUAGGGACUGGAUUGGGGGGAAAAAAAAAAAAAAGAAACCCGAAAAUUUCUCGAAUAAGCGCCGG
Molecule: messenger RNA, 2011 nt
Organism: Phycodurus eques (leafy seadragon)
Lineage: Eukaryota; Metazoa; Chordata; Actinopteri; Syngnathiformes; Syngnathidae
Gene: qtrt2
Product: queuine tRNA-ribosyltransferase accessory subunit 2
Exons: 8
Coding region: 191-1447 (418 amino acids)
Biological process (GO): response to oxidative stress
Molecular function (GO): tRNA-guanosine(34) queuine transglycosylase activity; peroxidase activity; heme binding
Source: RefSeq, a predicted model, not a curated record